Molecule: messenger RNA, 1410 nt
Organism: Anopheles coluzzii
Lineage: Eukaryota; Metazoa; Arthropoda; Insecta; Diptera; Culicidae
Exons: 2
Coding region: 175-639 (154 amino acids)
Source: RefSeq, a predicted model, not a curated record
UUCAUCAUAAGCCGACGCGCAGUCAUCGCGGCAUACAAAAGUACAGACUGACGCUAGGUUGCCUAUCAAACCGCUAACGCUAUUUCUAGCCAGACUUUAGCCGCAUCCAGUCGCCUGUGCGUGUGCGUCUCUUUGUGUCUGUUGUGUGCUGUGUAAUUGAAAGCAAUAAUCAAGAUGAAACUGUUCCUGCUGAGCGCCUUUUUCUUCCUGGCCAGCUUCCAGGCUGCUCAAGCCCUGCGUUGUAUGCAGGGAACCGAGAUCGUCCUGCCCUCGGAUGACAACGCCGAAAAGGACAAAGACAAGGUGCCCGAAUUCACCGAAUGUUCCAUACUUACUACGGGCGCGUCGGCCGCCUCCCUGCUGGUGCUGAAGCCCAACACGGCCACCCUGCCCUCCACCGACUACAAGUGCUAUCACCUGCGCAUUGAGGAGUCCGAAUCGAAGAAGGCGACGAUUGUGAAGGGCUGCAUCUACAAGGCGCAGAAUGUGUGCGACGGCAAGUUCAAGGUGGACACGGUCCGCGAGGUGUUCUGCAGCCAGUGCGACCAGGAUGAGUGUAAUUCGGCCCACCGGUUCGCUUCCAACUGGAAGAUCCUCAGCCUCACCCUCUUCACCAUCCUGUGCCUGUUCAUGAAGUAAUCCACCAGUCCACCAAUACAAGCCCAUUUUAGUAGGGGGGAUGGGGAGUGGUCUCCGGCUACCAAAAGCACCCCUUCCAUUUACGCCAAAAUCGAACCGAAUAUUUUACAUUUUUCCCCAUUAGUGUGUAAGCUUACUACUACUACUACUACUACCGUCACGCGUACGGCAGAAGAAGAAAAAACCCGUUCUGUGUGUAGCUGGAUGGGUCUCUUCUCAGUCUCCAACACUUUCUCAGGAUAACACGCAUGCCUUCCGUGAGCGUUCAGUUAGUGUGUGUUUGUGCGUACGCCGAAGGACGCCGAGAACCGACUAACUGUUCCCAGGACACAGCAACUAUGUAGAUUGGUGAUGAUAGAGAACCAACACCCACGGCCGGGAUAAAUGCCUUACAGUGGAGAUGAACGAAAACGAUCUGAAUUCCUAAAUCUCAAGCGCUUUCUUCAGUAGAGUAGAACGUUCGAAUUCGUUACCGUUCAGGUAAUUCGGUAGCGCGUGUGUGUGUGUUUUUGCAGCAUAUUUUCUGGUAGAGUGUUUUAAAACAUGUUGCAAUCUUUAUACAAACAUUCUCAUUCAUACAUACAGCGACUCCUGUUUACAAGGGGCCGCUGUUGUUUCGAGUGCAGUUGUGCUUGAAAUGCUUGAAAAAUUGUGUUAUUGGCGCCUGCUUAUUUGCGGUUAUCUCGUUUUUUUCUCAUAUACACUUGCAUUACCCAAAGCAUCUUAGAGCGUGAUCAAAGAAACAAUAAAAUCACAACUUUGCUAUCAUUA